Dermacentor albipictus is the source of this 2028-nucleotide messenger RNA. The record is from RefSeq and is a predicted model, not a curated record. NCBI's taxonomy places the organism in Eukaryota, Metazoa, Arthropoda, Arachnida, Ixodida, Ixodidae.
AAUCACCGGUAGCCGCACGGCGCGUGCGCACGAAGACGCGUCCCACGUGACACGUCCACCGCGCUCACCGAACAGGCGCUCGCCACUCGAAGCAACGCGGCCGGCGCAAUGGAAGAGACGGCGGACAAGGGCGCUGCCGCGCCGCACAAGCAAGAUGGCGACACGUCCAAGAAGCAUAAGCGGCGGAGCCCGAGAGGCAGCGGCGCCCAUGGGCAGGAAGUUUUCGCGGGUGCCGGCAGUGCGGACGAGGGCAGCCCGAUGCAGAGGAGCAAGCGGCCCAAAGGCAGCCACCGCCGCCACCGGUCUCCUUCCGUUGGGCACGCCGGAGUGGAGCCCGAAGCCAAAACACUGCCGCCGGCCGGCGGGUCAUCGCAAGGCCUGCACCCCUCCAGCAGCGGGUCCGCGAGCGCCUCGAUAUCGGCAUCGGCGGCGCCGGCCCUUCCAGGCACCAGUGAUCGACCCCCGCAGCAGCCAGAGCGGCAGGUGGCUUCCCCCAACCUGCAGCUCAUGCCCACGCCCAGCGGGGGCUCUCCGGGCAGGAGGGCGGGAGCGACGGCCAGCGCCAUGCUCAGUCCUUACAACGCUGCCAUGCUCAGCCCCGCGGAACUGCCCCGACGCUCCGCAGAGGCGCCGGCGCAGCAGCCGUUGGCAGCGCAAACGACUGGCACUUUCUCCACGAGUGCGGCCGGUCUGAUGUCGCCCGACGGCGACAAAGGAGAAGGCCAGCGGGACAACGACGUCGUGCCCCUCGUUGCCGUCACGCUAGUCGCCUGCGGAAUCCUGAUCGCUGUCGUGCUCUUCAAGGUGCUGCCCAACACUACGUACACCGCGACCAAAUCGCACGCGCUGUGCAAGACGAGCGCGUGCGUGGAAUACGCCCAGCGUCUGUCGACCACGGUGAACUGGAGCAUCGACGCCUGCCGCGACUUUUACAGCCACGUCUGCAAAGGCUGGAAAGCCGGCGAGUCGGUGAUGAGUGACCUCGCGAGCCGCUUCUCGGUAGAGGCGGUCAAGGCUCUGACGUCCGCAGGAAAGGUGAGCACCGCGCGAGCGGCACAGAGCGCGGUGCAAAAAGCGGCCCUGCUGUACCAAUCCUGCGAGAAGGUCAUCACCGCAGGCCAGAGCGAGCUGGGCCGCUUCGGACCCAUGCUCAGGGACGUCGGCGUGCACUGGCCCAACCAAAAUCCGAGCCCGGAUGUGCUGCGGACACUGCUCAGGCUCAUCUCCAAGAUGGCACUCCACGUCCUCUUCAGCAUUAAGGAGCAGCAGGAGCCCGUGCGAGACCGGAACGUCUCGGUGCUCGAGGUGCGCGCGGUGACGCGCUACCUGAACGAAGCCAAGCGGCGCCGCGAGCGAAACGAGGCGAGCGGGAAGGCCAAGGACUACUACGGAGCCCUGUUCGACGCCUUCAACGCCAAGGGGAGUCCCAGCGUGGACUACGACGCGUUCCGGCACAUCGAGCAGGACGGGCUCGCCGCGUUCGCGCCUGCCCUCGAGCCAGCGAACAGCAGCGACGAGCUCGACUACACGACGCCGCCGCAGACUGGACUCGAGAGGCUCGCCAGGGCCACGCCGGACAUAUCCGAGCAGCGAUGGGAGACGCAAUUGCGCGAGCAGAAGAUUCUCGCUUCGGAGUCCAGCGCAACGCUCGCGGUCUCCUCACGGGCGGCGACGGUGCUCGGAGCGCUGAGCAGUCUGGUCAAGCGACGCGGCGAGAUGGACGCCGAGCUGUUUGUCGGCUGGCUCGUGCUACAGGAGGUGGCGCCGUUGGUCAGCAAGGACCUCGCGGAAGCAAUCGACGUCGCAGGCAACGUCGUCGCCGGCCACCAACAGCGCUGCCUGGCGCUAGCCGAAAUGCUCCUCGGCUGGGCCGUUCUCGCACCUUUCACGGACAGCGCCGCCUCGCUCACCACUCGCCUGUCUAUUGAGUCAACCCCGUUCCCCGUGCGAAAGAGCUCAUCGCAGCAGGGUGAAACAGUGACUCCUUCGACAGGCUGGAUCACGAGUUUCAGCGAAGGUCGUGUCUGA